GUGAAUUAAUCCAGAAUGAGACACUCCUCCUCGCCCCCUCCCUCCCUGGAAAGGGGCGGGGUUUCCCUUUCCCCGCCCCCAAAACCAAAAUGGCCGCUUCCUGUCCAAUCACGUGGCAUCCAGUGCGGACGGCAGGAGAAGACACGCAUUAGCACCACUUUGCGUCUCUCUUUUGCUUCAGGACCAUCAGGAUUGGAUCCGAGUGUGAGUUCUGCCAUGGAGGAGGAAGAGAAGGAGGAGAGGAGCGGCGCCUUGGCCUUUGCAGAGAAGCAGCUCAGGCGGCACGGCUGGAAAAAAGGUAAAGGACUCGGGAAACGAGAAAACGGGAUUUCGGAAGCCAUCAGGGUCAAAGUGAAAUGCGACACGGCUGGGGUGGGCCACAACUCGGCCGAGCAGUUCUCCUUCCACUGGUGGGACCACCUCUUCAACUCCUCAGCCGCCAACAUCUCCGUCGAGACCGGGCAGGAUGGAGUCAAAGUGCAAAAGGUCUCAGAGCACAACGGAUCCGUCACAAACAAAAAACUCCGCAAAGCGCAUGGGGAGAGGGACAUGCUCUAUGGCCGCUUUGUCAAGGCGGCCACAUUGACGUCCGGCAGAGAGGAGCCCUCGAACCCAGUGCCUUCCUCCGACAGCAGCGACGAGGACGAGAAGCUGGACUUGUCCACGGCUGGGAGGCUGACGGACGAAGAACUGGUCCAGGCGUGCGGAGGACGGACGGCGCACAAGGGAGCCAGGCAUGGCUUGACCAUGCGUGCCAAACUGGCCCGGCUGGAAGAGCAAGAGAAGGCAUUCUUGGCCAGCCAUCUCCAGCGAAAGGCGGCCCAGAAGGAAACGGAGUCAGCGUUGGAGGGUUCGAAACGGAAGAAGAAGAAAAAGUCCAGGAGAGCCGAAGAUGGAUUCACCGAGGAAGCUGUGUCCAGCGAGGGCCUGGAAGUGAUGGGAGAAGAGGAAAGACCCAAGAAAAAGAAGAAGGGAAAGAAAAGGAAGAGGGAAGAGGAUGAAAACGUAGGUGAGGAACCCUGGAUGCAAACCGUGGAGCUGAAGGCUCAGAAGAAGGCCAAGCGGAAGAAGAAAUGAAAUCUGGGCCUGUGGUCAGUUUCCUCGGGGAGGAAUCCAGGUCCGUCUUCAGGCCUGUCUUCAUGGCUGUCCAAGGUUUUGGCCACUCUGGGACUCAAGGACUGGCUGGUGUUGUGUCUUUGGACAAAUGGCUCACAGAGUUUGGGUCAGGGAAGGCAGGAGCAGCAAGAUGGAAGGGGCUCUCAAAUAAUAAAGGGAUUGUGAAACCAAA
This is a messenger RNA of Sceloporus undulatus (fence lizard), 1288 nucleotides long. It is a transcript of the gene GPATCH4, whose product is annotated as G-patch domain containing 4. The transcript has 8 exons. Gene Ontology annotation, biological process: regulation of ribosome biogenesis. Gene Ontology annotation, molecular function: nucleic acid binding. Bases 16 to 1077 code for a protein of 353 amino acids. NCBI's taxonomy places the organism in Eukaryota, Metazoa, Chordata, Lepidosauria, Squamata, Phrynosomatidae. Gene Ontology annotation, cellular component: nucleolus. The record is from RefSeq and is a predicted model, not a curated record.